Molecule: messenger RNA, 2308 nt
Organism: Spinacia oleracea (spinach)
Lineage: Eukaryota; Viridiplantae; Streptophyta; Magnoliopsida; Caryophyllales; Amaranthaceae
Exons: 3
Coding region: 694-1674 (326 amino acids)
Source: RefSeq, a predicted model, not a curated record
AAAAUGUGUGGGAUGGAAACACUAUGCUUAUGCAUAGUGUUAUGAGUCUUAUAUCCUUGAUUUUCACUAUUCAUAAGGAAUUUUCCCUACAUCCCUUCCCUUUGUUUGCUCUAUGCUAUUUGCUAAGCCACCCAAGGUUCAAACCUUGAUUCAAGCAUUUUCCCAAAUUCCUUUUCCUUUCUUUAUUUUUCCUUCUUUAUUUCCUGCUUUCUUUUUUCUUUCUGUUUCUCUUUUCUGGCGGUUCUCUUUUCUUUCUGUUUCUUCCUUCCAUUUUUCUCUCCUCUGUUUCCCCUUUUGCCUCACCUUCUCCACCUGUGUCUCCUUCUUCGCUUUGCUCCCUUUGAUCCAGCUUGUUGCUUCUUCGCAGUUCGUCUUAUCUUGUGCGGCGGCGCUAUUCUUCUACGACGAUCGGAACUCUUCCAGCCUGUGGGAAGCAUUGAAUUCAUUACCUGACGCAAUUGAAUUGGUUAGUUAGGCAAACCUUCAUUCCUAGAUGAUCAUUCGAUUGGUAAAUAGUUCAUUGCUUCCCACAUGCUUGAAAUCUUUCCGCCUUUGGUUACUGGUUAGGAUGGUGGUUUGAUUAACAACUUGAUAGGUUGUUAACAGGCAGGACAGGUGUUGCAAGCAUCAUUGCUCGGUUUGGUUCCGAGUGUUUCCGGCUAUCCUUGCUUUGCCUCUUGAGUGCGUUAGGUUAUGGCAGUGCCGCCCGCACAAAUCCGUAUUCCUUUUCAGCCUCUUUUGAGGCAGGUUGUAGAGUGCUUGCACUUUCCAAAGCCAAUGUACGAUAUGUUAGAUAUAGAUAAAAAUAAUGUUUGCGUGGCGGUGAGGCCGGGAACGAGUGCAAUUGCUUAUGUGUACAUUGGCGGAGAAGCUCCUACACUGGAGGAGUCUUGCGAGAGAGCUGCUGAGAAGGCUGUCCGUAGCCUUAUAAAAAAAUAUGAUGUUGUUGUUGAGGAUUUUACUUCUGCUAGCAAUAGGGCCCUUGAAAGAUGUGCGAGGUUGUAUCGUCUCAAGAGAGUUGAGUUAGAGGGUAUUGAAAGCGGACAUCCACAGGUCCUGCCUCCAGAACAUCAUUGUAUGGACAUUCGAGUUUCUGUGAAACACGUGCGUCUGGAUUAUAUAGGAGUAUUGCGCACCGUGGUUGCCCAGACUCAAGUCUUGCUUGCUCCUAUUGAGCAUCUCCAGUUUGGGCCUCACACUUGGGUUUGUUGGUUGACAUUCACAAGUCCGCACAAGAGUAAUGCUAUGGAGUCUGUUGUUGGGGAUUAUACAGAGACUCUUGAGGAUGCUAAGCAAAGUGUAGCAAAGAAGGCCAUCUAUUGCUUGAUGCGCCUCUAUGCUUUUGAACUUGUAGACGCGAACUAUGGGUCUGGGAAAUACGCUGCUGUUGUGUAUUCUCUUGAACAAGAAAGUUGCUCGACUGUGAGGGAGCGCAUGUCCGGGGUUAAAGAAACUAUUCAGCCUAGCGCCCUUGUGAUUGAGCAAGACUGCUUGACUCCCCGUGGUUGUCCAUUUCAGAUACCCUCUAUGAUUACUGCUCCUCUCCCCCCCAAAAAGCGCAUGUCCAGACCCUCUUUUGUCAGGCCAUCUGUUCCUGGUUCUACUUCUGCAACCCCGGUCUUCUUUGUUCCACCUGAACUUGACACUGUGUUCAAACGCCGGAAGACUGUUUAACCUACCGAAAUAGUUCAACCUUUGGGGUGUGAGCACACCGUGCUCUGUUUCGUGAAACUGCCUCCUCUUUUGAUGGGACAAGCCUAGAUGUAUUCCUAUAAUUUAGGUGGCUUGUAUAUGUAAUAUUAGGGGUGAUGGUUCUCUUUUGGUUCCCUCUUGCUGUAUCGCCAUACAGUUUCUCUUUUGUUAGCUGUCAAGCUUGUUAGGUAGUUCAAGUUGUAAUGGUGCUAUGUUUAGAAAUUCUGGUUCGUCGUAUAUGGCGAUCAUAUGUAUGCUUUUAAUAGCAGUCAACUUUGUAUUGAAUCCUUAUGUUUAAAUGAAAUUCAGUUUGUUUUGGAGCACUCUUCUUUGUAUCCUGCUUUACAGUGCUUUUCCCUUUCCUUGAUGUAUCGUGUCUCACUUCCCUGAUGCUGCCUCCUGCUCAUGUUUCUUGUUGUUAAUUGCAUUCUAAAUUUACCUAGGGUUGUUUGAUAUGUAAAUGUAAGUUGGUGGACACACCAGACUAACAUGUAUGUCUAUUCAGGUCUGUAGGUUGUGUUCACAGUUAUUGAAUGUUGGGUUUUGGUUGAGGAGAGGCUCUCACUUGUGUUGUUCGUUUUGUACACAGCGUGUUCUUUGUGCCUUUGUUUGUCGA